Frankliniella occidentalis (western flower thrips) is the source of this 1527-nucleotide messenger RNA. RefSeq lists its product as uncharacterized. Lineage: Eukaryota; Metazoa; Arthropoda; Insecta; Thysanoptera; Thripidae. Gene Ontology annotation, cellular component: membrane. The record is from RefSeq and is a predicted model, not a curated record. The coding region runs from base 394 to 873 and encodes 159 amino acids. The transcript is spliced from 2 exons.
ACCAGAGUCGUUCUGGCGGCAAGUGUCGGCAGCCCUUCGGGGUUGACCCCUGCGGGCCGAGGGAUAGGCCGCCACUCCAACUCUGGUGCACUGCUUUGAAAUAAUGUGCCUACCUAUCAGGCGCCCCGACACGGAGUGAAUCUGCCCCUCGCUACACGGCGCGCCACGGUGAUCCUGUGCCUGCCCUGGCUGUUCUCGGGCGCGGCCUCCUUCUCGCUGCUGUUCUGGAACCACUACGAGGCGGAGGGCGGCGCGUGCACGGACCGCGUCGUGCCCGCGCUGUUCGUCUGCUCGAUCGGCGUGCCGCACUCGUUCCUCGUGCUCGUGCUCGUCGGGCUGGUGCACGUGCGCAUCCGGCGGGAGGUGCUGCUGAGCCGCGUGCGGCGCAAGUCCAUGGAGUCGGGCCACUCGCAGCCGGCGGGCAUGUCGCCGUCGAGCGAGGACGCGCGCAAGUCGGCCCGCGUGCUCGUCAUGGUGGUGGGCUGCUUCUCCGCCACCUACACGCCCAUGUGCGUGCUCCUGGCCUCCAGGAUGGCGGGGCUGCGCGGCGACGCGCUCGACCUCGCCUUCUCGCUGUCGUUCACGCUGGCCAACGUCAACUCGCUGCUCAACCCCUUCAUCUACUCGUGGCAGAACGUGACGGUGCGCACGGCCAUCAGGCACCUCCUCCGCUCCUUCCGGCGCGCCGGCGCGGGCCUCGUGGCCAACACGACGCCGGCCUCGUCGUCCUCGGGGCGCGCCGAGCUGCAGCCGCCGCCCCGGCCGCGGCGCGGCCCCGGCGCCAGCAGCGCCAGUGACUGUACCCGCUGUGCAGUACCUGGUCACGUGCGGCCCCCGCCGCCGGCCUCACCCGGAGUGGACGUCCUUGCGUAGCGAUGACCGCUGCCGCCGUCAGCUCCGACUUCUCUGUGAUCCAUUACUAUUAAUUACCUCAAUUCGCGGUGUCAAUAAUCGUCGAAAUAAGGACGAAUCUAUGUCGACUGUCGACUCUGUCCGAACGAUUAUGCCGAUAAGAUCGAGUGUCACUUACUGGUCAAACAUGAUUGUAUUAGUAUAGGUUUGUGUUUUUAGUCGUCUUAUGUAUACUCGCAAAAACAUUUUUUCUUAUAUGUUUGUUUGUGGUUUGAAAGUCAUGCAAAAUGUGAUAAAGCGAUUACAGGAGUGUUAUUUAAAUAAUAUUUAUGUGCAUGUCGUCCUACCUAAAACACAUUUAUGUGCGAUUGUAAAGUUGUGGUGAGGCAUAUUGAUGUCUCAUUAGUAAGCAUUUUUCAUCUCAGGUAUUCUAGACAAUGACGACUACGGAGGCGCGUUGUACUCCACUCGUAUGCUUCCUGCUCCGAUGUGAGUUUUCCUUGUGACUAGGAAAUCAACCAAUAAUCAAGGUGGAUACUGUGUCAUUAUCAGGAAAAAAGUAGCAGUUUUGUACCAAAGUAGAGUUACUUUGUUCAUGGGGCAGUGCUCAACAUGUUCAGUGCACGUGUAAAGAACUAUGGUUGUGUCUUUCCUCAGUAAUAACAAUACCAUUGU